ACUACAACAGGAGUGCAACAUCCUCACCAUGUUCAUCCUGCACAUUGCAACAACACUGUUUCUAAUUGACGGUCCCGAUGAAAGGUACCGAGGAGCAGCAACCUCGGCGAGCGGGUGAAUAACAUCGAGCUGGGUACCGUUGCAGAAGCUGGUUCUGCCGGUCCGGCUGCGUCGCCAGAGGACCCGACCAUUUGAAGGCGACUGCUGAGGGUAGUCCGCUAAGCUGCUUACAGCCCGGCCAGCAGGCCCGUGGUUGAACUGAUGCAAAGAACGGACGGCUUCGUUAGCGCAGCGAAACAUGGCGUAUAAAAACCAGCGUUGUUCCGUUCUGCCGGCAUCGACAUAACUGGAUCAGACCUGAAGGAAUGUUCUCCCUCACAGAAGUAGCCUCUCUGAAUGACAUCCAGCCAACUUACCGAAUACUGAAACCAUGGUGGGACGUCUUCAUGGAUUACCUUGGUAUUGUCAUGUUGAUGUUGGCCAUAUUUUCUGGAACAAUGCAGUUAACUAAAGACCAAGUGGUUUGUCUUCCCAUUCUGGAAGAAUCUCCGGAGGGGCCUGGGGCCUUCCUGGGACCCCGACCACCAGAGACAGCCGAUAGAUUAUGGAACAAAGAAAGUGCCAUGGGAGAGCAAGCCGCUCCCUUAAUGGCCAAAAGGCCUCCUGAUAGAAUUGGCCCGACAGUUACCUUCCCCCAGUCGGGUACUUUAGUACAGCCUUUGCCUACUGGCGUCAGGACAAAACUGGAUUUUCAGCAGUAUGUUUUCGUCAACCAGAUGUGCUACCACGUCGCCUUACCUUGGUAUUCCAAAUAUUUCCCAUACCUUGCUCUGAUCCACACCAUUGUGUUAAUGGUCAGCAGUAACUUUUGGUUCAAGUACCCAAAGACAAGUUCCAAAAUAGAACACUUUGUUUCCAUCCUGGGAAAAUGUUUUGAGUCGCCUUGGACUACCAAAGCUCUGUCGGAGACGGCGUGCGAAGACUCUGAGGAGAACAAGCAGAGACUGGCUGGGGCCUCCUCCCUCCUGAAGCAUCUGUCCACAAGUAGCGAGGAGGGUAGUCCAAACCAGUCUGCCCCAAUGCUCACUAAAACCGGGGUCACCUUUUCUGCUGAGAAGCUCGUGAGUGAAGUUCCCGCCAUGACUAUACUGGACAAGAAAGACGGCGAGCAAGCUAAAGCCCUAUUUGAAAAAGUUCGGAAAUUCCGAGCCCACGUUGAAGACAGUGACUUAAUUUACAGGCUAUAUGCCAUUCAGACCGUCAUCAAAACCGUCAAAUUCAUUUUGAUCCUGUGCUACACGAUGACUUUUGUUGCCUCCAUAGAUUUUGACCACGUGUGUGAGCCUGAAAUAAAGCAUUUGACUGGAUACACCAAGUUCCACUGCACACACAACAUGGCGUUCAUGAUAAAGAAACUCCUUGUUAGUUAUAUUGCUCUCAUAUGCGUCUAUGGCGUCAUCUCUAUAUACACGCUGUUCUGGCUUUUCCGGAGACCUCUUAAGGAGUAUUCCUUUGAAAAAGUCAGAGAGGAGAGCAGCUUCAGUGACAUUCCGGAUGUCAAGAAUGACUUUGCGUUCCUGCUCCACAUGGUGGAUCAGUACGACCAGCUAUAUUCAAAGCGCUUCGGUGUGUUUCUCUCCGAGGUGAGUGAGAACAAACUGAGGGAGAUCAGCCUGAACCACGAGUGGACUUUUGAGAAGUUGUGGCAGCAUGUGACGCGCAAUAUUCAAGAGAAGUUGGAGCUCCACCUGUUCAUGCUCUCCGGAGUGCCAGAGGCUGUGUUUGAUCUCACUGAUCUGGAAAUCCUUAAAUUGGAAUUGAUCCCAGAGGCCAGGAUAACAGCUAAGAUCUCACAAAUGACAAACCUCCAAGAGCUGCACUUCUAUCACUGUCCGGCCAAAGUGGAACAGACUGCUUUCAUUUUCCUUCGUGAUCACCUCCGGUGCCUUCAUGUCAAAUUUACAGACGUCGCUGAGAUCCCUAGCUGGGUCUACUUGUUGAAGAACUUACGGGAACUGUACUUGGUUGGUAACCUGAACUCUGAAAACAACAAAAUGAUUGGACUCGAGUCUUUGCGGGACCUCAGGCACUUGAAGGUUCUGCACCUCAAAAGCAACCUCACAAAGGUCCCGACAAACAUAACGGAUCUGUCUCCGCAUCUCAUCAAGCUGGUCAUUCACAACGACGGCACAAAGCUCUUAGUUCUGAACAGCUUGAAGAAAAUGUUGAAUCUCGCCGAACUGGAGCUUCUGAACUGUGAGUUGGAGCGCAUCCCCCAUGCUAUCUUCAGUUUGAACAACCUUCAGGAACUGGACCUGAAAUCCAACAACAUUCGUACCAUAGAGGAGAUCAUCAGCUUCCAGCACCUCAAGAGACUUACGAGCCUCAAACUUUGGCACAACAAGAUCAUUUCCAUUCCAGUGUCAAUUAGUCAUGUGAAAAAUCUUGAGUCGCUCUAUCUCUCACACAACAAGCUGGAGUCUCUCCCCUCAUCGUUGUUUACCCUUCUGAAGUUACGGUACCUCGAUGUCAGCCACAACUCCAUAGUGGUGAUACCCCUGGAGGCUGGCUUUCUGCAGAACCUCCAAUAUUUUGCCAUUACAGGCAACAAAGUCGAGGUGGUUCCCAAGCAACUGUUCAAGUGCAACAAACUGAGGACCUUGUGUGUCGGGCACAACUGCAUCUCUACCAUUCCGGAGAAAAUUGGUCAGCUCUCACAGCUGACACACCUGGAACUGAAGGGAAACUGUCUGGAUCGUCUCCCGGCCCAGCUCGGUCAGUGCGGGCUCCUGCGCCGGUGCUGCCUGAUAGUGGAGGAUCAUCUCUUUGACUCGCUCCCCAUGGAGGCCAAAGAGAGCAUCAAUCAGGAGUCUGGUGUUUCUUUUCCAAACGGUUGCAAGUGUCUCAGUGAUGGACGGUAAUGCAGAAGUGGCGUUUUAUCUUAGGGGCUGCGUGCCAGUAGAAAAACUUGUCCUGCAUUCUAUAUUAGUACCUUUCAUGAUGUUUUAGCAACUUAUAAAAAGAAAAUACCACAGCACAUACAAGGACUGUACCAUUUAAAAAAAUGUAAAUGGACACCAGAAAUGAUCAUGGCUUCUGUAUAUGGCAUCUAUAUAUAUUUAUAUCCUUUUUUCAUUUAUUGUAGGGACAUGGUAGCAGUUGAAUCACUUAUUUUUUCAUAUUUCGUAUGCAAAAAUACCAACAGUUGAAAUUUGUAGAACUUUUAAACGAUACCUUCUUAUCUUUUUUGAUUUAGUGUUACUUUCCUCUCGUGGACUAGAUAAGCUGACACUUAAAUGACCUUGGCUUAGAUAACGAGUCCACAAAUAAAAAUCCUACUCUCCUUUAAUGGUGUCUUGCCGUGCAGGUAGUUCUGAAGUAUCUGCAUCAAUUCAAAUGAAGUGGAUGUCAGUACAAUUUGCUCCUUGGUGCUCACAGCAAUACAAUAUUCAUUUUUACCAAAAUUGAACAGUGACAUUUCUUUUCAGUACAAGUGUCCCAACUACCCUGAACAGGACCUUGCAGUUUUUAUUACAUCCACCUUUUAGCAAAGAAGUGUUUUUAGUGAAACUAGUUUACAGCAGCGUGAUUGUGAAGUGACUGAGACACUGCUUCUGGAAGGAAAAGUUGCUGUUGGAACAUUCCAUUCCCCUCUAAUUGUAUUGGGAUAAAGGCGGAAAUCUCAGGUAUCGAUGCCUCCAGAUGUGAAUAAAAAACAUAAAAACGUUUGUUAUUCGGGUGAACUGACCCUUUAGAAAAAAACAAAUUCAAUUGAAAUAGUUGUAUACAAGCUAGCUGAGAACUGAGGAAACUGCUGAGGAAGACAGCAAAGAGGAGUUUGAAAGGCUGAUAGUUUCAGUCCGCCACUACAGCAUAGACCACAGAGUGAGUGACAUAUGCUGCACAAACAAAAGGAAGAACGGUGUUUGUAUCGCCCACAAACACAAUCCUCAUGCAUUCCAAUUUGAAUAUACAUUAAACACACCUCAAUGAUGGCCGCUCUCAUCUGAUCCUUUUCUCUAUUUGCAUGUUGAAGUCUUAAAUGACGGCAUUACUUUUUAUUAAGUUGAUUCCCCCCCCCACUCUUCCGUGUGUACAGCCAACCCCCCAAUGAUGUUUUUCACCAGUUGUACUUUUUGCUAAUGUUUAAGAGGAGACACCUCAGGUGAAUAAGCAAAACGUUUUAACUAAUAGAUACCAUGAAACUCCAGCUGAUUACCGACAUAAAGAUGAUCAUUUUUUGUAUUACAAGUUUUUAGAAAUGGCACGUUUAAACCCAUACGAGGCAUUAUCUAAGGGGAAGGUUUGAUGAAUUUAAGUGGUAAAAUAAAUACAUGUGUACGUUUUUUUUUCUUGUCUGAAAAAAAGACACGUUAUAAAAGCCAUACAACCCAAAACCUGAAAAUGUACUAGUCAAUGAAGAAAUUGGUGCACUCGUGUUUUGUCCUGUAAACUGUGUACUUUGUGUGUUCUUUCAAUGUAUUUAUGAUCUCAUUGUCUACUAUGUGUUCUCUCUGCACAGUAUUUUGUAAGCCAGAUUUUAAAAUGUGCUACAUGAAUCAACAAACUACUAAUUACACUGUUGUUAUUUUUACAAUUUGUCUAAAGUAGAAAAUUACACCCAAAUCUCUCUGCACACUAAAGUAAAUCUUGAUUCUCUAAAACACAGACUGAAACGUAUAAAUUAUCAUUUCAAAUGUAUUUUUUUAUUGUUAAAAAACUAUUAUGUUUCAACAAAUAAAUUUUUAAAGUUAACAAAUUGAGUUCAUGGUGGUGGGCAAACAGCUUCGUAAGUUUCAUUUUGUUUUUGCCAAGAUCGAUUGAUUGUUUUAUACAACAAAAUUGAGCCACAAGUCUGCAUUCUUAUUUACUUGUUUUUGAGUUGCAAUGAAAUGUGUGUAUCUUCACCUCAGAGCCCAUGCUGGGUGCACCUUUCUAGUUCAAUGUAAUACAUUUCUUUUGGCACGUGUGUUUGAUGAUUGUGUUGACUUUCACAUAAUAUAUUCAUUUCACUUUCUUACAGAUCAUGCAAUAUGUGUGUGACGCUAAGUGGAAUUCACUGGAUGGAAUUACGUUAAAUAGUCUUUGGUAAUAUAAUAUUGAUGUAUUUUUUUUUUAUGACACAAAGCUCACAACACUGUUACAAUCAUAUUAGAUUAUUUUUCUGCUCCUUUUGCUGUUGCUUUUGGUGGGCUUACAUUUUUUAAAGCCUUAAGGUAGAAGAGAACUAAAGCUCCAGUAGGAAUUGUUUCCUUUUUAUAAUGACAUUUGUGAUGUCAUUUUAAAAGGGACGUAUAUACAUUUCUUAGAUAGCGUUGCCCUCUGGUGGAGACUAACAGUUACUACAUUUUUAAUUUCGGCUGCUGCAUUGAAUCGUAUAGUUCAUGUGACAUUAUUUAGGGGAAUUUAAACAAACAU
Messenger RNA from Pungitius pungitius (ninespine stickleback), 5418 nucleotides. It is a transcript of the gene lrrc8db, whose product is annotated as leucine rich repeat containing 8 VRAC subunit Db. The transcript has 2 exons. Gene Ontology annotation, molecular function: protein binding. Bases 366 to 2921 code for a protein of 851 amino acids. The record is from RefSeq and is a predicted model, not a curated record. NCBI's taxonomy places the organism in Eukaryota, Metazoa, Chordata, Actinopteri, Perciformes, Gasterosteidae.